Molecule: messenger RNA, 1468 nt
Organism: Chara braunii
Lineage: Eukaryota; Viridiplantae; Streptophyta; Charophyceae; Charales; Characeae
Source: the annotation of a GenBank genome assembly
AAGGUGCUUCCAUUGAUUUCCAGAGCAAGAGUGCAUCGGAUCCGGGGGAAGAGGAGCUGUCACAGGACGCACAUGCUGUGCACCGGGGAAAAGGAGACUCAACAUUGGCCGCCUAGCAGAGUGUCGGAUGAUCUCGACGCAGGAGUGUUGGAGACCGGGGCUAGCGGGCAUCUACAUCAUCCUUCGGAGGGUGCGUCCGUCGACUUGGAGAGCAAGAGUGCACCACCUCGGGGAAAAGGGGAGCUCUCACAGGAAGCGCAUGCUGCACAGUGGGAAGAGGAAACUCAACAUUGGCCACCUCACGAAGUGCAGAAGGGGCUCGAUGCAGGAGUGUUUGAGACCGAUGCUAGCGAGCAUCAGUGUCAUGCUUCGGAGGGCGCAUCUGUCGAUGUUGAGAGCAAUAGUGCAGCAACUUUGGGGGAAGAGGACCUCUCAAAGGAAGCGCAUGCUGUGCAGCGGGAAGUCGGGUCGGGUGGAGGUGAAAGCCACUGCGAAGGGAGUCGAGAUUCCAACACGCGACAUGAGGCCGCCCUGGGGUCUUAUGAAGUGCGAGUAGAUUUACAAUUGUCUGCGAGGACUUUGUUUCAUGACGUUGAGGACAGUCCUCGCCGCAGUGCGCAGCACGCUUGUCCUGUUCAAGACGACACCUUGUUCCUGCACCUCUUAGAAGAGGGUGAACAUUUACAGCGUGCGGCGGCAUCUGUUCAGAGGCCCACUGUAGGAGUGUUGGAGACAGAGGCUAGCGAAUGCGAAGGCUCGUCUGGAAAUGUCAUCAACAUCGGGGACACCGAUUUGGUUUUGCACAGCGGGUCGCCACUGACAACGCACGAGGGUGACGUUAAGGGAGGUCAUGGGACGUUUGGGGAAGCUCGUCUUCGUGGCGAAGAGGAGGGCGAAGAAGAACCCGUCGUGGAAACUCGGUUUCAUGACGAUGAGGAAGGCGAAGAACCCGUGGGGGAAGCUAAUCUUUUUCGCGGUGAGGUGUCGGCUCGGCUUUAUGACGAUGAGGCAGGCGAAGAAACCGUGGGGGGAGCUCAACUUUCUGCUGGUGAGGUGUCAGCUUGGCUUCAUGCCGGUGAGGUGUCGGCUCGUCAGAUGGGUUCGGAGCGGACAAAUCAUGAUUCUCAGUCCACCAGCUGCGGUGAAGAGCAAGGUGAUCGAGCGUCCGCCCUCAUUUCCGGUCUGGAAAUGGUGCUUCAUGAAGCCACGGAGUUGGUUAGCGACUCAGCUGCCAUUGAGCUGGUUAGCGACUCGGCGGUGGUCAAGAUGCAGAAUAUUGAAUCCUCCACGGACGUCGGUGCAAUGGCGCGAGAGGAGGCCGGUUCCCCUCGACGGACUCCCGGGCACGGUAAGAUUUGUGAACAGUAGCACUCGCGCAUCUGUCCAUGUUCAGCUCUGUGGUCAUCCAGAUUGAACUGAUGGCCUCAUGCGGUUAUUACCACUUCUUAAACAAAAGUUUGUGGGUUGU